CCAAUCACCCAAGAUGGAUUUUGAAGAAAAAAAUGAAAGUAAUAUCACUGUCACUUUACAUAAUAGAAACAACACUAUGGCAUAUGGACUGGGACUCCCUUCUUGGGAUGAUUAUAAUGGAAGUAUUCAUGAUAUAAAAUAUUUACUGGUUGGAGUCUACACACUUAUUACUAUUCUAGGACUUCUUGGCAACUUCUUUGUUGUAAUUGCACUGUGUAAAAAUCUAAAACAGAAAUCAAUCAUUAAUUCUCUGAUUGGAAAUUUAGCGUUAUCUGAUAUUUUAAUUCUGUUGUUCUGUUCACCAUUUACACUGACAUAUGUUCUUUUAGACCAGUGGAUCUUUGGGGAGAUCAUGUGUUACAUAGUGCCAUUUGUUCAGUGUGUGUCUGUCAUGGUCUCUAUACUCAUGCUAAUGUCAAUUGCCGUGGUUAGGUAUCAUAUGAUAAGCAAUCCAUUAUCCAAUCAUUUUACCAUAAAUACUGGAUAUUUGCUAAUGGGAACUGUGUGGAUUAUUGGAUUUACUAUUUGCUCACCAUUACCUAUCUUUCAUAAAAUCAUAGACCUAAGUGAAACUGUUCACUUGGAUACCUUAAAAAAUACAUACUUGUGCAUUGAGUCAUGGCCAUCUGACUCUUACAGAAUUGCCUAUACCUUAUCCUUAUUAAUCAUCCAAUAUAUUUUGCCAAUAGUUUGUCUAACAAUCAGCCAUGCCAGUGUUUGCAGAAAAAUAAGUGCUACUGUGCCAAGCAGACAAGGGAGAUCGGAGGAGAAUGAAAUGAUAAAUUUAACCAUACAUCAACCAGCUAACAAACAGUUGCAAGCACAACAGACAAAGGUGCAAGGAUGGAACUAUUCCUUUCUGAGAAAACACAAGAACAGAUAUAGCAAGAAGUGUGCCAGUGUCAUGCCUGUCAUGGGUAAAGUUCAAGACAACGGCAAGACUCAUACUGAUCUCUUACUAAUCCGUGGUUCGGAUAGUACACAGCCACUACCCAGUUCCUUUCUACCAGGUGUACCUGUAUGUUUUGAAGUGAAAGCUAUGGAAUCUGAAGAGCUUGCAGAUUCACAUAAUGUCCCAGUGACACCAAAAUCCAUCACAAGGUUGAGGAAACGAUCACGCAUUGUUUUCUACAAACUGACCAUAGUAAUUGUUGCUUUCACUGUAAGCUGGAUGCCUCUGCAUAUUUUUCACCUUGUAACUGACUUCAAUGCUAAUCUAAUCUCUAACAGGCACUUCAAGCUGGUGUACUGCAUCUGUCACCUGCUGGGUCUGCUGUCCUGUUGCUUGAAUCCUGUGUUGUAUGGAUUCCUGAACAAUGGCAUCAAAUCCAGUUUACAAUCCUUGGUCAAAUGCUUUUGGGUGUAAUAAUAAGAAGCCAAUAUCAGGCCUGGCACCACAGACAAAAGAAAAGGUGAAAGUAAGGACUGAAGAUGCCGGAGAUCAGUGUCGAGGAGUGUGGUGCAGGAAAAGCAUAGCAGGUCAGGCAGCAUCCGAGGAGCAGGAGAAUUGACGUUUUGGGCAUAAGCCCUUCAUCAGGAUGCUGCCUGACCUGUUGUGCUUCUCCAACACCACACACUCUCGAGACAAUAAAAACCACUGAACAUGUUGAUCAGUCAAUAGUGCAGCUUACAUCUGAUCACUAAGUUCAUUCAUACCUGCCCCCAAGUCAUUCUAACUGCUCCCUGAUGUUCUACUCUGAAGGUGUUGUUAAAAUAGCUCAUUGCUUGCCUUACAUUAUUCAAUCUGAAUAGAAAAUAAUUAAAUGUUUCUGCUUUGUACUAUAGUGAAAUUGAACAGGAAAUAAUAAUUGAGUGAUUAUAUGACUUUGUGCAAUUAGUUACUUGUAACUAAUAAAAAUAUUUAUGGUCCUAGCUGUGUUCUUAAAAUGUAUUGAUAAAGGAGUGGAAUUUUUAUCCAUCGAUUCAA
Messenger RNA from Hemiscyllium ocellatum (epaulette shark), 1927 nucleotides. Its product is annotated as neuropeptide Y receptor type 5-like. Gene Ontology annotation, cellular component: plasma membrane; neuron projection. Lineage: Eukaryota; Metazoa; Chordata; Chondrichthyes; Orectolobiformes; Hemiscylliidae. The record is from RefSeq and is a predicted model, not a curated record. The transcript has a single exon. Gene Ontology annotation, molecular function: neuropeptide binding; neuropeptide Y receptor activity. Gene Ontology annotation, biological process: G protein-coupled receptor signaling pathway. The coding region runs from base 14 to 1366 and encodes 450 amino acids.